Molecule: messenger RNA, 1416 nt
Organism: Priceomyces carsonii
Lineage: Eukaryota; Fungi; Ascomycota; Pichiomycetes; Serinales; Debaryomycetaceae
Gene: UGP1
Product: UTP glucose-1-phosphate uridylyltransferase
Exons: 1
Coding region: 1-1416 (471 amino acids)
Biological process (GO): glycogen metabolic process; UDP-alpha-D-glucose metabolic process
Cellular component (GO): cytoplasm
Molecular function (GO): UTP:glucose-1-phosphate uridylyltransferase activity
Source: RefSeq, a predicted model, not a curated record
AUGCGCAAUGCCUUGAAUCACUUAGCUGAUACAGUUGAAGAUGAGAAGGUACAAGCGAGAUUCGAGAGUCAAAUGGAUAGUUUUUUUGCUCUCUUUAGGAGGUAUUUAACUGACAAGGCAUCUGGUAAUACUUUGGAUUGGGAUAAGAUCAAGUCCCCAUCCCCAUCAGAGGUUGUUCAAUAUUCUACGUUGCAAGACCGCGGUUCAGAUAAUCUUUCAAAGUUGGCGGUAUUGAAAUUAAAUGGUGGGUUAGGUACUUCUAUGGGUUGUGUCGGCCCCAAGUCUGUCAUUGAAGUCAGAGACGGCAACACAUUCUUGGAUUUAUCUGUCAGACAGAUUGAGCACUUAAACAGAAGAUAUGAUGCUGAUGUUCCGUUACUUUUGAUGAACUCUUUUAAUACCGAUGCCGAUACUGCAAAGAUAAUCAAGAAGUAUCAAGGACAUAGAAUUAGGGUGAGAACAUUCAACCAAUCUCGAUUCCCGAGAAUAUAUAAGGAUUCCUUAUUGCCAGUACCAGAGUCAUAUAAUGACUCUUUGGAUUCCUGGUAUCCACCUGGCCAUGGUGACUUAUUUGAAUCUUUGGUUCAAUCUGGAGAGUUGGAUUCAUUGUUGGCCCAAGGCAGAGAGAUUUUGUUUGUUUCUAACGGUGAUAACUUAGGUGCAACUGUGGAUACUAAAAUUUUGGAUCAUAUGAUUGACACGGGUGCUCAUUACAUUAUGGAAUUGACAGAUAAGACGAGAGCAGAUGUUAAAGGUGGUACUUUGAUCAAUUAUGAGGGUCAAGUGAGGUUAUUGGAAAUAGCUCAGGUUCCUAAGGAGCACGUUGAAGAAUUUAAAUCCAUUAAGAAAUUUAAAUAUUUCAACACCAAUAACUUAUGGAUCAAUUUAAGAGCAAUCAAGAAAUUGGUAGAACAAAAUGAUCUUGAAGUCGAAAUUAUACCGAACCAAAAAGUUAUUCACAAAGGUAACGUGGAAAUCAAUGUUUUGCAAUUAGAAACUGCUGUUGGUGCUGCAAUCAGGCACUUUGACGGUGCCCAUGGUGUUGUGGUUCCAAGGUCCAGGUUCUUGCCAGUUAAAACAUGCUCUGAUUUACUACUUGUAAAAUCCGAUCUAUUCCAUUUGGAACAUGGUGCUCUUAAACUAGACGCUACAAGAUAUGGUUUUUCAAAUCCACUUAUAAAACUUGGAUCUCACUUUAAGAAAGUUAGUGGAUUCCAGGCAAGAAUUCCUCACAUGCCAAAGAUUUUGGAAUUAGACCAUCUUACUAUUACGGGUAAUGUGACUUUAGGUAAGGGUGUUACCUUAAAGGGUACCGUCAUCAUUGUCUGUAGUGAUGGUCAAAAAAUUGAUAUCCCAAAUGGCUCAAUUUUGGAGAACGUAGUUGUCACAGGAAACUUGACAAUCUUGGAGCAUUAA